This is a messenger RNA of Phalacrocorax carbo (great cormorant), 7345 nucleotides long. The record is from RefSeq and is a predicted model, not a curated record. NCBI's taxonomy places the organism in Eukaryota, Metazoa, Chordata, Aves, Suliformes, Phalacrocoracidae.
AGGAGGAGCUCCUGGAUGAGGGCCCUGCUCAGGCGGACAGGCUGCGGAGGGCCCCGACGGCCCGCAGGCGCAGGAGAAGGCACACGCUGCCGGAGGCCGCCGGUCCCACCGAGCCGCGAGCGGAGGAGCGCAGCGGCGUCAGCAUGGCGGUAGCCGCGUCCGGUGCGGCCCCUCAGGCACCGCGCGACUUGCCACCUGUUCCUUCUACAUCGAGGACAGGCUUUGCAGAAUUUUCUGUUAGGGAGCGAAUGAGAGAGAAACUAAAAGCAGCAAGGUCAAAAGCAGAAAUUACUUUAUUGCAAGAAGACUCCAGUCCACGAUCGAGGCGUUUAAAAACCAUCAGAGAAAGGAAAACAGAAGUCAGACUGGAUAAAGCGUCUGCUAAUAAUACAUUUAGAGAGGUGCAAGAGGAUGAAUCCCACUUACCAUCAAAAGUAAAGUUUCGUGAAUCUGUAAAAAAGCUUAAGCAAAAUUCAGCAUUCCAGAAUGAUUUUCCUUCCACUGAAGAAGCAUACAAUUUCUUUACCUUCAAUUUUGAUCCUGAACCAGAGACUAUAAAGGCUGGAGCCAGGCAAAGGCAUGAAUUAAAUGAAGAAGAGGGGGCAGAAGAAGAAUGUGUAGAAACCCAUGAGGAUGAACAAGAGGAGGAUGAAACGGAUGAAGAUGUACGCCUAGUUAAAGAUGAUGAUUUAUUCAUUAUAGGGCAGACAGCCGAAGAUUUUCUAGUAAUGAUACCUGCUGGUUGCGAAAGCUACUCUGAGCAACUGAAAAAGGAAAAAGAAUUUCUCUUCGUUCCCAGCAUGCUAGCAGUGCCUGCUUCUGAGAAGAUCCGUGAAAACAUGGAGCCUAGGUACCUUGAGGAUGAGGGUCUUUACACAGGAGAAAGGCCCUUUGUAUCACAGUCUAAUCAAAAUAUUUUAGAAAACAGAAUACUCAGACAGGAGCAAGGGAAGGAUUGGUUUGGUGAUGAUGGCAAAAUCUUAGCGUUGCCUAAUCCAAUUAAACAGUCUUCUACUAGGCCUCCAAUAUUCUCAUUGGAAGAAGGCAUUGCACCAGAACUUGAAACAGUGUAUAGAAAGGCAAUAAAAAUGACAGCCGCCAAUCAGUAUCUUGUUGGACCGGGAGAUUUUCAGGGGCCAUUUCAAUUGGAUAUUGAUAUUUCUGGACUGAUAUUCACUCAUCAUCCCUGUUUUAGCCGUGAGCAUGUGUUAGCAGCUAAAUUGGCUCAGUUGUAUGAUCAGUAUUUGGCAAGAAAACAGAAGAAUCUUACCAAACUUCUCACAGACAAGCUGCAUGCUUUGAGGAAUGCUGUGCAAUGUAGUAUAGACGGUGGUGGUGCUGGUGUUCCUAGUCCUGUGGCACAACAGAGCAUACCUGAAUACAAAAUUGAGAUCAGGCAAACCAGAAGACUUCGUGAUGCUGAACAAGAAAAAGACAGAAUGUUGCUUAAGACCAUUAUAAAAGUUUGGAAACAAAUUAAAUCCCUCCGUGACUUUCAGAAGUUUACUAACACACCCAUGAAACUUUAUUUGAGGAAGGAAGAGGUUGAUCAGAGAUCAGAUGAAAAAGCAUAUGAAGCAGAAAUUCAGGCUGAGAUAAAUGAAUUGCUAGAAGAAUGUAUGGAAGAAUAUGAAAAGAAAAUGGAGGAGUAUAAAACUGAGCUACAAGAGUGGAAAUCCUGGAAGAAGACACAGAAGUCCAAGAAGAAAAAGAAGAAAAAAGAUAUUAAUGAAGAAGAAUCAGUAGAAGACUGUGAUCUUAAUGAGGAACGUGUAAAACCCAUCCCACCCAAAAUGGCCAAUAGCCUGGAAAUAGAGCAGCAGGUUAGAGAAAAAGCUGAGAGUUGCAGAAGGAAACCUGGAGAGCCUGUUCUAAUUCCUGAACUGGUCCUGUCAGGAAGCAUAACUCCAACUGAGCUAUGUCCUCGGGCAGAAGUUUUGCGACGAGAAGAUGUAAAAAAACGUUCAGCAUUUAUAGAAGUCCUUUUCAACUCCAAAGAAGUAUCAAGGACUGUUACCCGACCAAUAAGUUCAGAUUUCAGAGUCCACUUUGGACAGAUCUUCAAUUUACAAAUAUUCAAUUGGCCAGAGAGUUUGAAACUACAGAUAUACGAAACAACGGGUAUGAGCAGUACCACCUUGUUGGCUGAAGUGUUCAUACCUGUUCCUGAGACUACAAUUCUGACAGGCAGUGCUCCUAUGGAAGAAAUAGAGUUCAGCAGCAAUCAGCGUGUGAUGUUGGACCAUGAAGGAGUUGGGAGUGGUGUGUCCUUUUCAUUUGAAGCUGAUGGUAGCAACAAAAUUACUUUAAUGACCUCUGGGAAAGUAUCCAACAGUGUCUCUUGGGCAGUUGGAGAAAAAGGAGUCCCCUUAAUUCCUCCAGUAUCCCAGCAAAACACCGGCAUUCCAAGUGCUUUAAAAAAUAUUGAUGCUAUUGCAUCCAUUGGCACAUCAGGACUAACUGACAUGAAGAAACUAGCUAAGUGGGCAGCGGAAGCAAAACUUGAUCCAAAUGACCCAAACAAUGCAGCUCUGAUGCAGCUGAUCAUGGUUGCCACAAAUGGAGAGAGACAUGCUCCUGAUUUCUUCAGAUUGGAACAGUUGCAGCAAGAAUUUAAUUUUGUUUCUGAUGAGGAAUUUAAUAGAUCAAAGAGAUUCCGACUUUUGCAGCUCAGAAAUGGAGAGGUGGCAGAGUUCCGAAACUACAAACAAGUCCCUUUACAUGAGCGAGAAAUCAGUGAGAAAAUUUUCCAGGACUAUGAGAAGAGACUGCAAGAGAGGGAUGUGAUUGACAGCAAAAAUUACCUAGAUGCACACAGAGCAGUUGUUGCCAACUAUCUGCAGAAGGUUCGAGAAUCAGUAAUAAACCGUUUCCUUAUAGCAAAACACCAUUUCCUUCUCUCUGACCUUGUCAAUGAAGAGGAGAUUCCGAGCCUUGGUAUUUUGGGACUCAGCCUCUUUAAACUGGCAGAGCCAAAACGACCGUUAAAACCCAGAAGAAAAGAAAGGAAGAAGGUCACAGCACAGAAUUUAUCAGAUGGAGACAUAAAACUGUUAGUGAACAUCAUUAGAGCGUAUGAUAUUCCAGUGAGAAAACCAGUGAUGAGCAAACUUCAACAACCAUCCAAAUCUUCAAGGUCCUUUAAUGAGAUGUUUGCAGCCUCUCCAUCCGCUCAGAGCCCAACUGAUAGCCCAGAUUGGGCAUUCAAUCAGGUUUUAGUCCGUCCUUUUGUAGAAGUUUCUUUUCAGCGAACAGUCUGCCGGACAACAACAGCAGAGGGUCCAAACCCCAACUGGAAUGAGGAACUUGAGCUUCCAUUUAGAGCUCCUAAUGGUGACUACAGUACCCACAGUUUGCAGUCAGUGAAGGAUGAAGUCUUCAUUAAUGUUUUUGAUGAAGUCCUUCAUGAUGUUGUAGAGGAUGAUCAUGAAAGAGGAAGUGGAAUCCGCACUCGUGUUGAGAGACACUGGCUGGGAUGUGUUAAGAUUCCAUUUACUACGAUAUAUUUUCAAGCGAGGAUUGAUGGUACAUUUAAGGUGGAUAUUCCACCAGUCCUCCUUGGCUACAGCAAAGAAAAGAACCUGGGAAUCGAGAGAGGUUAUGAUUCUGUGCGAAAUCUGAGCGAGGGCUCGUACAUAACACUGUUUAUUACCAUCGAACCACAGCUCAUUCCUGGAGAGCCAGUCAGAGAAAAGUUUGAUACCCAAGAAGAUGAGAAAUUGCUCCAGGCAGCAGAAAAGUAUGAAGCUGAAUGUAUGUCAAAGUUUCCAAGUCGCCAAUGCCUAACAACUGUAAUUGACCUCAAUGGCAAAACAGUUUUUAUUACCAGAUAUAUCAAACCUCUGAAUCCACCACAGGAGCUUCUUGAUGCUGUCCCAAAUAGUUCUCAAACAGCAGCAGAAUUGGUGGCUCGGUAUGUUGCUUUGAUUCCUUUUUUGCCAGAUAGUGUGUCAUUUGCUGGAAUUUGUGAUUUAUGGAGUACAUCAGAUCAAUUUCUUUACCUUCUGGCGGGAGAUGAGGAAGAACAUGCUGUGCUUUUGUGUAAUUAUUUCCUCGGUAUGGGGAAAAAAGCCUGGCUUAUCAUCGGAAAUGCUAUUCCUGAGGGAUCAACUGCAUAUGUGUUAACUUUGGAACAAAGCCAAUAUGUAAUUUGGAAUCCCAGUACUGGAUGUUUUUAUGGGCAGUAUGAUACUUUCUGCCCCUUACAAAAUGUUUAUUGUCUGAUCAGCUGUGAUAAUAUUUGGUUUAAUAUGCAAGAAUAUGAUUCCCCAGUAAGGAUAAAUUUUGAUAUCAGCAAACCAAAACUUUGGAAAUCUUUCUUUUCAAGAAGCUUGCCCUACCCCGGUCUCCGCAGCAUUCAGCCCGAAGAACUGGUUUAUCAGCAUUCGGACAAGGCUGCUGUGAUGGAACUGCAGGGCAGGAUUGAAAAAAUACUAAAAGAUAAGAUUAUGGAAUGGAGACCAAGGCACCUAACUCGUUGGAACAGAUACUGUACCUCUACCCUACGUAACUUUCUGCCGUUGCUGGAACAAAACCAAGGCAAAGAUAUAGAAGAUGACCAUCAGGCAGAGCUGCAAAAACAGCUAGGAGAUUACAGGGUCUCUGGAUUUCCUAUUCAUAUGCCAUUUUCUGAAGUCAGACCUUUAAUAGAAGCUGUUCACAGCACAGGAGUUCACACCAUUGACAUUUCCAAUGUUGAAUUUGCUCUAGCCGUGUAUAUUCAUGCUUACCCCCAAAAUGUUCUCUCUGUAUGGAUUUAUGUUGCUUCACUUGUUCGAAAUAGGUAGUAUAGACCAGUCAGAAUACCCCAAGAAAUUUGCUUACGUAGGGGUAAAUACAACAGAUUUCUCACACCACUGAUUUGAGCUACCUGAAAAUCAGGUUCUCACUGUUUUUAGUAGCUGCAAACACGAGCUUUAUUCACCCUUCAACCACUGAAAAUCUUGCUUAUUACCGCUAAGGAAGAGACAGACAGCUUGAAAUUCCAGUACUAAGGGCUGAUUUUCUAUACGGUAUUUUGUAGCUCCCAGUGGGACAUGACGCUCUUAAAAGCAUUAGACGCCCGCAUACAGCGGCAUUGCGGCGUAGAAUGGCAGAAUUUGGCCGCUGUAUUUUCAGGUGAAACCUGGUUCCUGGAAUCAUGCCUCAAAGCCUGUUUUUAGCUAGUCAGUUUAUCUACAGACCUUCUUCCUCUUCAAAGACACUGUCCUUCAGUUACAAUACAAAUAGUUACAGUUUCCCAGGGCCUGCGUUCCUGAAUGAAGACCAGGACUAUUCACCUAUGAAUACAUUUCAUGCACCAGAGCCAUCAGUGAAGGCCAUACUUCAAUUUUUAAUAAGCAGCUGCUUCUGCUACUUCACACUUUAGCGCUGGCAUUACAUUUUUAGAGGUAUAAGAGGACAUUUUCUUGAAAGUAUUUAAUAAAUAUUUAUACCAAAGCGGAAGUUUUUUUAUAUAAGAAUUUGAUUAAAUUACUUUUGAGUAUGAGAUCCUUAUCUGCAAGUUACCCUAGUAAAAAAUUAUGAUUUUUAGUAUUCUUUUCAAAUUCACUUCUUAGUGUGUAAGUAGUGGUUUUAACUGCUUAUGCUGAGAUAUAUAUACACAUACACAUUUUUCCUGUAGUUACCUCCCUAAUUAAACUCUUUCAAGCAAAAAUGAUGGUAGGUUGAGCUAGAAAGGAUGUUCAUCAGAACAUAUCAAAGUUAAGAUUGUUCUUGAGCUCAAUUUCAAACUAGACACAGUCCAUCUAAUAAAUACUAGACACAAAAUCUUUGGUUUAGAGCGAACGUGCAGCAGGAGCCACAGGCUCUAUAGUCUCCAGCAGAGAGGUGUGGCUACAUCAUCAUCAUACAGACAGUGCCUUGCUGAACAACACUGAUGACAUCUUCCAUGUUUAGACCCACUCCCCUCCAAAGGGUGAAGAAACACGAUGUAAGUGAACAGAACCUUCUGCAGCUGGUGCGGCCCUCAGCUGUGUCUCCACCAAUCUGCACAGAAACCACCACCUAGCAGCAAGGAUAGGGAUCUCUAGCUGCACCUCCCCAGCCUCAGAAACGAGUGCUGGAACAAGGAGAGAUGCAAGAAAACCCACUGUGUGCCUUGCUACUCUUGUCUUGCCUCUGUCAGCACUGCACAAAUGGUCACGUGCCUACGCUAACCUUUGGGCACAAAAGUCAGUCUAAUGCAGCUUCCUUGAACGAGCAGUUGCUGGAGUCACAGCAUCCUUUCGUGUGUCUUCUGUAGGCUUCUGACUGAGCCCUGUACGUUCUGCCCCGGCCCACGUUCAGCUGUUACAUGAACAGCCAGCUCUGCAUCAACUCCACAUUCACCGGUGUUUUUCCCACCUUACCACUCUCCACUAUUAGUGGCAGCAAGAUGGUGUCAAAACUUGAGUUUACUGUAAUCCCCAGCUGUGCCUGCAAGCUGGCUUCCCAGACACCGAGAAUCUGGAAAGCUACAUUACGUCACCAUGACUGCUGUCCUAAAUAAAUACUGCUCUAAAGAAUUUAUCCAAUUGAUAAAACAAGUAAAAUUUAUGAUUUUGACCUAUUGUCAGCCUUCAAAAUGAGGCAGGUUGGGGGGGGGGGGGGGGGGGGGGAACCCAUCUGCCUUCCACAAAAGCUGCCUGAUGCCAGUCAUACCAGCGGGCGGCCAUUAAAGUUUGCAACGUAACACGGGCUGCAACACUCGCUUCCUCUCGCGAUGGGCUCUUCCCCACGCGCUCGCCCACUACACCCAGACAGUGCAUCCCCCUCCCUAGUGCAAGUCUCACUAAGCCCAACAAGGGAUUCUCUGCCUCCCCGCUAGUCUGUACUCUUCCGUGAGGGGUCUUCUUAAAAUUCAAAGUGAUGGGGAAAAUCAUUCUUGUCUUCCACAGAUUUCAUAUGAAUGAAAACUGACUUUCUUGGAAGCUGUUUCAAACAAUGCAUCUUAACACAGUCAUGGGAAAAAAACCAUAGAAGAAACCCCCACGCACACACUGCGAGAUUCACAGCUCUGCAACUGCCACAACAGCCGCCCACCCAUCUCUGCAGCCCGCUGGCGUGGUACGCCUGGAUAUUACACCUUAAAAGCAUAAGUAACAACUGCUACGUAUUUUUUUUAUUGGUGGGAAUCUUUUAUUUGAGUAUGUCUUUCAAGCCCAAAUACAAAACCAAAUGCAAAAGGAAGGUGGGAAUCUCCCUCAUUUUGCAAUAUAAAGAACAACUUCAGGAUGAGAGGCAAGGGGAAGAAACAAGGCUCCUAAGGAUGUAUAUAAUUGUUACCCAAAUGCAAACAAUACAUUUCAAGUUCUCUGCAGAGCUUCAUAUUGUACUUACGGAUUCAGAAUUUAAAAAAAACAAA